Messenger RNA from Hyphopichia burtonii NRRL Y-1933, 920 nucleotides. RefSeq names its product glutathione-independent methylglyoxalase (gene GLX3). The record is from RefSeq and is a predicted model, not a curated record. The transcript has a single exon. Lineage: Eukaryota; Fungi; Ascomycota; Pichiomycetes; Serinales; Debaryomycetaceae. Gene Ontology annotation, molecular function: glyoxalase III activity. The coding region runs from base 196 to 912 and encodes 238 amino acids.
AAAUGACAGUAAUACAGUAAUGGCAACUACAGUGAGAAGUAUGACGGUUCGCAAUAGCAGCUUGUAAUCAUGGUAAAAUUCAAAUGUUGGCAAGGAUUCGGAGUUUUGUCGCAAAUUCCAUCUCCAACGGUUAUAUAAGGACCCGCAUCUGUCAACUGAAAUAGCUACUUUUCUUUAUUUCCCCAAACGCUAAACAUGUCCAAAGCUGCCAUUGCCAUUACCUCUUACAACGAUAAAUUCUAUGAAGACGGAGCCAAAACCGGGUUGUUCUUAACCGAAGCAUUACAUCCAUUUGAAUACUUCAGACUGCAAGGAAUUGAAGUUGAUUUUGUCUCGGAAACUGGGAAAUUCGGUUACGAUGAACAUUCAUUGGGUGAAGCCUUUUUAAACGGAGACGAUUUAGCCAUUUACCAAAAUCCCCAUUCUGAAUUCAACGUCACCAUCAAAAACCUCAAGGCUGCUUCUGAAGUCAAUGCCUCUGAUUACGCCAUCUUCUUCGCUGCCGGGGGUCAUGGUACCGUUUUUGAUUUCCCCAAAGCCGAUGGCUUGCACAAAUUGGCCCAACAAAUCUGGUCCAAUAAGGGUGUUGUUGCCGCUGUUUGCCAUGGUCCAGUCAUCUUCGAUAACUUGUACGAUACUGCCACCGGCAGACCUUUGAUUGAAGGUAAAAAAGUGACUGGGUUCACCGACGAAGGUGAAGUUGCCAUGAACGUCGACGGGAUCUUGAAACGUGACCAUUUGGAAACCGUUCGUGAUAUCUGCGUUAAAAACGGCGGCCAAUACGAUCAACCUCCUGAUAUGUGGGGGGACUAUACCACCAACGACGGCAGAUUAGUCACUGGGGUCAAUCCAGCCUCUGCCUCGUCCACUGCCAAAAAGGCCCUCGCAGUCAGUAGCUUGAAAGGUGUAUAAUUCUACAU